CAACUACCACCAUUUUCUUCUUCGCUACUCCAACUCCAAAUCCAAAUCCAAAUUUACUCUCGAUUGUGAAUUGAAGGACAAGAGAGAAGUAGUACGAUAAUGGCUGUUUCUGUUUCUGCAAUGAUUGUAGACUCAAAGCUUUCAUCGGACCCUCCGCCUUCCAUCCCCCUAACCAGAUCCGACACUUUUGACUCAUUGUCAGACGAAGAGGACCUCUACUGUCGUCUCAAGUCCCUGCAGCGUCAGCUUGAAUUCAUUGAUAUCCAGGAGGAAUAUGUUAAGGACGAGCAGAAGAAUCUCAAGCGCGAGCUCCUACGCGCCCAGGAAGAGGUCAAGCGGAUCCAGUCUGUUCCCCUUGUUAUUGGUCAGUUCAUGGAGAUGGUCGACCAGAACAAUGGCAUCGUUGGCUCCACGACCGGUUCCAACUAUUACGUCCGGAUCCUUAGCACCAUUAAUCGUGAGUUGUUGAAGCCCUCCGCUUCCGUAGCGCUCCACCGCCACUCUAACGCUCUGGUCGAUGUGCUGCCUCCCGAGGCAGACUCUAGUAUAUCGCUUCUUAGCCAGUCCGAGAAGCCCGAUGUUACCUAUAACGAUAUUGGGGGAUGUGACAUCCAAAAGCAGGAAAUUCGUGAGGCAGUGGAGUUGCCACUCACUCACCACGAUCUAUACAAACAGAUUGGCAUAGAUCCUCCUCGUGGUGUUUUGCUCUAUGGUCCUCCGGGAACUGGAAAAACCAUGCUUGCCAAGGCUGUUGCUAAUCAUACGACUGCUGCUUUCAUUAGAGUUGUCGGCUCUGAAUUUGUGCAGAAGUAUUUGGGAGAGGGCCCUAGGAUGGUUCGUGAUGUUUUCCGUCUAGCUAAGGAGAAUGCUCCUGCAAUCAUCUUUAUUGAUGAGGUGGAUGCUAUUGCUACAGCUCGAUUUGAUGCUCAAACUGGAGCUGAUAGAGAAGUGCAGAGGAUUCUUAUGGAACUUCUUAAUCAGAUGGAUGGGUUCGAUCAAACAGUCAAUGUUAAGGUCAUUAUGGCGACUAAUCGUGCAGAUACUUUGGACCCUGCACUUCUUCGUCCUGGAAGGCUUGACCGAAAGAUUGAAUUUCCUUUGCCUGAUAGAAGGCAAAAGAGACUAGUUUUUCAGGUUUGCACUGCUAAGAUGAACCUAAGUGAUGAGGUGGACCUGGAGGAUUAUAUUUCUCGGCCAGAUAAGAUUAGUGCAGCCGAGAUUGCAGCUAUUUGUCAAGAAGCAGGAAUGCAUGCAGUACGCAAGAAUAGGUAUGUCAUACUCCCAAAGGACUUUGAGAAGGGCUACCGAACCAAUGUGAAGAAGCCCGACACUGACUUUGAAUUCUACAAAUGAUGAGAGCUGGAAAUGUAUGGAAUUCACGUAGCACCUGUUCAUGGAAAGUUUCAUUUUAGAUAUAUGCUGCAUCGAAUAUUCAGACUUGUCUGAUGGUCUUCCAUGUUGUAUUGACCAUGGUUGACUUCAUCAUAGAGAUCCUUGUUUGGAAUUUCUGGUUGACGUUUGUUUUUCAUGAUUUAUGAAGGUGAAUUGUACUUAAAUUAAAAUCAUACAUGCUUGCUAUGAGGAUAACGCUGUGGAGGUUCUAUUGUCCUA
Molecule: messenger RNA, 1611 nt
Organism: Tripterygium wilfordii
Lineage: Eukaryota; Viridiplantae; Streptophyta; Magnoliopsida; Celastrales; Celastraceae
Product: 26S proteasome regulatory subunit 6B homolog
Exons: 6
Coding region: 100-1353 (417 amino acids)
Biological process (GO): proteasome-mediated ubiquitin-dependent protein catabolic process
Cellular component (GO): proteasome regulatory particle, base subcomplex
Molecular function (GO): ATP hydrolysis activity; proteasome-activating activity; ATP binding
Source: RefSeq, a predicted model, not a curated record